Molecule: messenger RNA, 15475 nt
Organism: Leptonychotes weddellii (Weddell seal)
Lineage: Eukaryota; Metazoa; Chordata; Mammalia; Carnivora; Phocidae
Source: RefSeq, a predicted model, not a curated record
UCCGCGGCCACUUCUGCAGCCCUGUUGGAGGGGCCUGGCAGCCUUGUUAGUGAGGACUCGAGGAAAUCCCUUGUCUCCAGCUUUUGGGAAAGGAAUUCGAUAAUCUCCCGGUUCCCCACCGCCCCCUCCCCCGUGCGCAAUUGUUCUCGCCACACAUCUCUACCGAAGUCUUUCUUCCCUCUUCAGUUUCUUCGCCUUGGGUAAGUUCGAAAGUUUCUGAAGACAGUUGUUUGCAAUGAUUCCUCAUAUACCUUAAACGCAGGCAACGCCUCUCCCAAAUCCACAUCCACCCGGGCGAAAACGCUCAGACUCUCUGGAUUCAAAAAACAAAGUGAAGGGGGGAAAUGUAGGCGGUUUGAGAAACUUUUCUGGGAAUUCAUCAACGCACAGGAGUGUCCCGCGGAAUGCCUUGCCGCCUUUCGUCAGGGCAUCUCUCUUGUCCUACAAGUCCAAAUGAUUACCUGGAGUCUUUCUCUGACGCGAUUUGCUUCAGCUGGGCUGGAGGUUCUUUGAAAUAGCAGUGCUCUCAGAGCCAUCGGCUGCACUUUUUGCUGGGGCUCCUUCAUCCCUGCUGUACUCUUUUGCUUCACUCUUCCUUCUCUUUCUCACACCGUUCCAGGGAGCCAGGACCAUGGACUUGGCAGCAGACAGGGCACCUGGACGCCCAAGGCUCCAGCUGCCCACUCUAUCAGUAUUUCAGCUCCUCCGAGUCUUUUGGCUGCUAUCACAGCUCCCCGGGCCGGCCCGGGUCAGCGGGGCUGAGCAGCGCCAGGUGUUCCAAGUGCUGGAGGAGCAACCUCCCGGCACGCUGGUGGGCACCAUCCAGACGCGCCCGGGCUUCACCUACCGGCUCAGCGAAAGCCACGCCCUGUUUGCCAUAAACAGCAGCACCGGGGCCCUCUACACCACCGCCACCAUCGACCGCGAGAGCUUGCCCAGCGACGUGAUCAACCUGGUGGUCCUUUCCAGCUCUCCCACCUACCCCACCGAAGUGCGAGUGCUGGUGCGGGACCUCAAUGACAACGCCCCGGUCUUCCCCGAUCCCUCCAUCGUGGUCACUUUCAAGGAGGACAGUAGCAGCGGGCGCCAAGUCAUCUUGGAUACGGCCACCGACUCGGAUAUCGGCUCCAAUGGUGUGGACCAUCGCUCUUACCGCAUCAUCCAGGGCAACGAGGCGGGUCGCUUCCGCUUGGACAUCACCCUGAACCCGAGCGGCGAGGGUGCGUUUCUGCAUCUGGUGUCCAAGGGCGGGCUGGACCGCGAGGUCACACCGCAGUACCAGCUAUUGGUGGAAGUGGAGGACAAGGGUGAGCCGAAGCGGCGGGGCUACCUUCAGGUAAACGUGACUGUGCAAGACAUAAAUGACAACCCCCCGGUGUUUGGUAGUUCCCACUACCAGGCGGGGGUGCCUGAGGACGCGGCGGUGGGCUCCAGCGUCCUCCAGGUGGCGGCGGCGGACGCGGACGAGGGCACCAAUGCGGACAUACGCUAUCGGCUGCAGGACGAGGGAACUCCCUUCCAAAUGGACCCCGAAACGGGGCUUAUCACGGUGCGGGAGCCCCUGGACUUCGAGGCCAGGCGCCAAUACUCGCUUACCGUGCAGGCUAUGGACCGAGGCGUGCCUUCCCUCACUGGGCGUGCCGAGGCUCUCAUUCAGCUGCUAGAUGUCAACGACAACGACCCCGUGGUGAAAUUCCGCUACUUCCCAGCCACCUCGCGCUACGCCUCUGUAGAUGAGAACGCUCAAGUGGGCACUGUGGUGGCUCUGCUCACCGUGACGGACGCAGACUCGCCCGCGGCCAACGGGAAUAUUUCUGUGCAGAUCCUAGGGGGCAAUGAGCAGCGCCACUUUGAGGUGCAGAGCAGCAAAGUUCCGAACCUGAGCCUCAUCAAAGUGGCCAGCGCCCUAGACCGCGAGCGCAUCCCUUCUUACAACCUCACAGUUUCGGUCUCUGAUAACUACGGGGCGCCCCCUGGCGCAGCGGUCCAGGCGCGUUCUUCUGUGGCAAGCCUGGUGAUUUUCGUAAAUGACAUCAAUGACCACCCUCCUGUCUUUGCACAGCAAGUGUACAGAGUGAACCUGAGCGAGGAGGCGCCCCGGGGAAGCUAUGUGAGUGGAGUGUCUGCCACUGAUGGAGACUCUGGUCUCAAUGCUAAUCUGCGUUACAGCAUCGUCUCUGGCAACGGACUAGGUUGGUUCCAUAUCAGCGAACAUAGCGGCCUGGUGACCACUGGGGUUGCCGGGGGCUUGGACCGUGAACUGGCUUCCCAGAUUGUACUGAAUAUCAGUGCUCGGGACCAGGGGGUUCACCCCAAGUUUUCCUAUGCCCAGCUUGUAGUAACUCUCCUGGAUGUGAAUGAUGAAAAGCCAGUAUUCAGCCAGCCAGAAGGGUAUGAUGUGUCUGUGGUUGAGAAUGCCCCAACAGGGACAGAGCUACUGGUGCUCAGGGCAACUGAUAGAGACCUGGGUGACAAUGGGACAGUGCGCUUCUCCCUGCAAGAGGCUGAGACUGACCAGAGAUCCUUCCGGCUGGAUCCUGUGUCUGGGAGGUUGAGUACUAUCGCCUCCUUGGACAGAGAGGAGCAAGCUUUCUACUCCCUAUUGGUUCUGGCCACAGAUCUGGGCUCCCCUCCCCAGUCAUCAAUGGUUCGCAUAAAUGUGAGUCUCCUGGAUGUGAAUGACAACAGUCCUGUGUUUUACCCAAUCCAAUACUUUGCUCAUAUUCAGGAGAAUGAGCCUGGAGGAAGUUACAUCACUACAGUAUCUGCCACUGACCCAGACUUGGGUCUCAACGGAACUAUCAAAUAUAGUAUAUCAGCUGGGGACAGGUCUCGGUUUCAAGUCAAUGCUCAAAGUGGGGUUAUUUCUACCAGAAUGGCCCUAGACAGAGAAGAAAAAACAGCUUACCAGUUGCAAAUAGUGGCUACUGAUGGUGGCAAUUUACAGUCUCCCAACCAGGCAAUAGUAACCAUCACUGUAUUGGACACUCAAGACAACCCACCUGUAUUCAGCCAGGCUGCCUACAGCUUCGUGGUAUUUGAGAAUGUGGCUCUGGGAUAUCAUGUGGGUAGUGUGUCUGCAUCCACCAUGGAUCUCAAUUCCAACAUCAGUUAUCUCAUUACUACUGGGGAUCAGAAAGGUAUGUUUGCUAUCAACCAGGUCACUGGGCACCUUACCACAGCAAGUGUGAUUGACAGAGAAGAGCAAUCCUUUUAUCAGCUGAAAGUAGUGGCCAGUGGGGGCACAGUGACUGGAGACACUAUGGUUAACAUAACGGUUAAGGAUUUGAAUGACAACUCUCCCCAUUUCCUUCAGGCAGUAGAGAGCGUAAACGUGGUAGAGAAUUGGCAGGCAGGUCACAGCAUUUUCCAAGCCAAAGCUGUGGACCCUGAUGAAGGUGUCAAUGGCAUGGUACUCUAUAGCCUGAAGCAAAACCCCAAGAACCUGUUUACUAUCAAUGAAAAGAAUGGUAAUAUUAGUCUGCUAGGGCCCCUGGAUGUUCAUGCUGGUUCCUACCAAAUAGAGAUCCUGGCAUCUGAUAUGGGUGUUCCACAGCUCUCCUCUAGUUUCAUCUUAACAGUUUAUGUUCAUGAUGUAAAUGACAACCCACCAGUGUUUGAUCAACUUUCUUAUGAGGUCACCCUUUCUGAGUCAGAACCUGUGAAUUCUCGAUUCUUUAAAGUGCAAGCUUUUGAUAAGGAUUCAGGAGCAAAUGGUGAAAUUGCAUACAGCAUUGCUGAAGGAAAUACAGGGGAUGCUUUUGGCAUAUUCCCAGAUGGUCAAUUGUAUAUAAAAAGUGAACUGGACCGUGAACUUCAAGACAGAUAUGUUUUACUGGUUGUUGCUUCUGACAGAGCAGUGGAACCCCUUAGUGCUACUGUGAAUGUUACUGUAAUUUUAGAAGAUGUAAAUGAUAACAGGCCUCUUUUUAACAGUACCAAUUAUACAUUUUAUUUUGAAGAGGAGCAGAGAGCUGGGUCAUUUGUGGGCAAAGUAAAUGCUAUAGAUAAAGACUUUGGGCCAAAUGGAGAAGUAAGGUAUUCUUUUGAAAUGGUGCAGCCAGAUUUUGAGUUGCAUGCUAUUAGUGGGGAAAUUAGAAAUACUCGUCAAUUUGACAGGGAGUCUCUUAUGAGGCAGAGGGGGACUGCAGUGUUUAGCUUUACAGUCAUUGCAACAGAUCAGGGGCUCCCUCAGCCUCUCAAGGAUCAGGCCACAGUGCAUGUUUACAUGAAGGAUAUAAAUGAUAAUGCUCCCAAAUUUUUAAAAGACUUUUACCAAGCCACCAUAUCAGAGUCAGCAGCCAACCUGACACAAGUUUUAAGAGUAUCUGCCUCAGAUGUUGAUGAAGGUAAUAAUGGACUUAUUCAUUAUUUCGUAAUGAAAGGGAAUGAAGAAAGACAGUUUGCUAUAGACAGUACCUCUGGUCAGGUGACACUGAUCGGCAAAUUAGACUAUGAAGCAACACCUGCCUAUUCCCUUGUAAUUCAAGCAGUGGAUUCAGGUGCAGUCUCCCUCAACUCAACCUGUACCUUAAAUAUUGAUAUUUUAGAUGAAAAUGACAAUACCCCUUCUUUCCCUAAAUCAACACUAUUUGUUGAUGUUUUGGAAAACAUGAGAAUUGGUGAACUCGUGUCCUCUGUUACUGCAACCGAUUCAGAUUCAGGUGACAAUGCUGAUUUACAUUACAGUAUUACUGGAACUAACAACCAUGGAACUUUUAGCAUUAGCCCAAACACUGGGAGUAUUUUUCUUGCCAAAAAAUUGGACUUUGAGACACAGUCUUUGUACAAAUUAAAUAUAACAGCAAAAGACCAAGGAAGGCCUCCUCGUUCAUCUACAAUGUCAGUGGUUAUACAUGUGAGGGACUUUAAUGACAAUCCUCCUAGCUUUCCUCCUGGGGAUAUUUUCAAGUCUAUUGUUGAGAACAUUCCCAUUGGAACGUCUGUCAUUUCAGUGACUGCACAUGACCCUGAUGCAGACAUUAACGGGCAACUAUCCUAUACAAUCAUUCAACAAAUGCCCAGGGGCAACCACUUUGGCAUAGAUGAAGUCAAAGGCACUAUAUAUACUAAUGCUGAAAUAGAUCGGGAAUUUGCCAAUCUCUUUGAGUUAACUGUAAAAGCCAAUGAUCAAGCUGUGCCUAUAGAAACAAGACGCUACGCUUUGAAAAACGUGACCAUUUUGGUCACAGACCUCAAUGACAACGUUCCAAUGUUUAUAUCACAAAAUGCCCUUGCUGCAGACCCUUCGGCUGUGAUUGGUUCUGUUCUGACAACGAUAAUGGCUGCAGACCCAGAUGAAGGGGCUAACGGAGAAGUGGAGUAUGAGAUCAUCAAUGGGGACACAGACACCUUCAUUGUGGAUCGUUAUAGUGGAGACUUGAGAGUGGCUUCAGCUCUGGUGCCUUCACAGCUGAUCUAUAACCUCAUAGUUUCAGCAACAGACCUUGGCCCUGAAAGGAGGAAAUCGACCACUGAACUGACCAUCAUUCUUCAGGGCCUUGAUGGACCUGUUUUUACUCAACCCAAAUAUAUAACUAUUUUGAAGGAAGGUGAACCCAUCGGUACCAAUGUAAUAUCCAUAGAAGCAGCUAGCCCUAGAGGAUCUGAAGCCCCAGUGGAGUAUUAUAUUGUUUCAGUUCGUUGUGAAGAAAAAACAGUUGGACGCCUCUUUACUAUUGGACGACAAACUGGAGUAAUUCAGACUGCAGCCAUUCUGGACCGGGAGCAAGGAGCAUGUCUUUACCUGGUGGAUGUGUAUGCCAUAGAGAAAUCAACCGCUUUUCCCAGAACGCAGAGAGCAGAGGGUGCAAAUGCUCUGGUCACAUACACUAUCAUUAGUGGAGCUGAUGACAGUUUCCGCAUUGACCCUGAAUCUGGAGAUCUGAUAGCAACCAAGCGGUUGGACAGGGAACGCCGUUCCAAAUAUUCUUUGCUGGUUCGGGCAGAUGAUGGUCUUCAAUCCUCAGAUAUGAGAAUUAAUAUCACUGUCAGUGAUGUGAAUGACCACACACCCAAGUUCUCCAGACCUGUGUACUCUUUUGACAUCCCAGAAGACACAACCCCAGGUUCUUUGGUAGCAGCUAUUUUAGCUACAGAUGAUGACUCUGGUGUGAAUGGAGAAAUUACAUAUAUUGUGAAUGAAGAUGAUGAAGAUGGCAUAUUUUUCCUGAAUCCAGUUACUGGAGUCUUUAAUUUGACUCGAGUAUUAGAUUAUGAAGCACAGCAAUAUUAUAUCCUUACUGUUCGAGCUGAAGAUGGUGGGGGACAAUUUACUACCAUUAGAGUUUAUUUUAAUGUACUAGAUGUAAAUGAUAACCCACCUAUUUUCAGCUUAAAUUCAUAUAGCACAUCUUUAAUGGAGAAUCUACCUCUAGGAUCUACUGUUCUUGUGUUUAAUGUUACCGAUGCAGAUGAUGGCAUCAACUCCCAAUUGGCCUAUAGCAUUGCUUCAGGUGAUAGCCUCGGUCAGUUUACAGUUGACAAGAAUGGUGUACUCAAAGUCCUUAAAAGUUUGGACCGGGAGAUUCAGUCCUUCUACAACCUGGUUGUUCAGGUGCAUGACCUGCCACAGCUUCCAGCCUCCAGAUUCACAAGCACUGCCCACGUCUCCAUUAUUUUGUUGGAUGUAAAUGAUAACCCACCAACAUUUCUUUCCCCUAAAUUGACAUACAUUCCAGAAAACACACCCAUUGAUACUAUUGUUUUCAAAGCUCAAGCAACGGACCCAGACAGCGGCCCAAACAGCUAUAUUGAAUACACCCUGCUAAACCCUUUGGGAAACAAGUUCAGUAUUGGAACCAUUGAUGGUGAAGUGAGGCUCACUGGAGAACUGGAUAGAGAAGAGGUUUCUAAUUACACUCUGACAGUGGUGGCUACAGACAAAGGUCAACCAGCUCUCUCUUCGUCUACCGAGGUUGUAGUUAUGGUACUUGACAUCAAUGAUAACAACCCUGUUUUUGUGCAGGCCUUGUAUAAAGUGGAGAUUAAUGAGAACACACUUACUGGAACAGAUAUAAUACAAGUAUAUGCAGCAGAUGGAGAUGAAGGUACAAAUGGACAGGUUCGCUAUGGCAUCGUUGAUGGUAAUGCCAAUCAGGAAUUUCGCAUCGACUCUGUCACAGGGGCCAUCACUGUGGCUAAGCCAUUGGAUAGAGAAAAAACUCCCACUUACUCUUUAACUGUUCAGGCAGCAGAUCGUGGCAGUACCCCCAGAAUUGACACCACCACUGUCAGCAUUGUUCUACUGGAUAUUAAUGAUUUUGUUCCCAUGUUUGAGCUGUCUCCAUAUUCUGUAAAUGUCCCCGAGAAUUUAGGGACACUGCCCAGAACAAUUCUUCAGGUGGUGGCAAGAGAUGAUGAUCAAGGUUCUAAUAGCAAACUCUCAUAUGUUCUACUUGGUGGUAAUGAAGACAAUGCUUUUACUCUCUCAGCUAGUGGAGAACUUCGAGUAACACAGAGUUUGGACCGCGAAACAAAGGAGCACUUUGUCUUGAUGAUCACAGCUACGGAUUCAGGUAAAUCUUGUCUGGUUGUGAAGAAUCUCUUCACAAUUUAUAGGAUCAUUGGUGGAAACUCUCAGUUCACCAUCAACCCAUCCACGGGACAAAUCAUCACAAGUGCAUUGCUAGACAGGGAAACAAAAGAGAAUUAUACUUUAGUUGUGGUCUCCAGUGAUGCUGGAUCCCCAGAGCCUCUUUCCAGUUCUACCAGUGUGCUCGUCACUGUUACUGAUGUCAAUGACAAUCCACCAAGAUUUCAACAUCACCCAUAUGUCACACACAUCCCAUCUCCUACUCCUCCAGGUUCCUUCGUCUUCGCAGUUACAGUCACAGAUGCUGAUAUUGGACCCAAUUCUGAACUGCAUUAUUCACUUUCGGGUAGAAACUCUGAAAAAUUUCACAUUGAUCCACUGAGAGGAGCUAUUAUGGCAGCUGGACCACUAAAUGGGGCUUCAGAAGUGACAUUUUCUGUAUAUGUAAAAGACGGGGGCUCAUUUCCAAAGACAGAUUCUACAACAGUGACUGUCAGAUUUGUGAACAAGGCAGAUUUCCCUAAAGUCAGAGCCAAAGAACAGACUUUCAUGUUUCCUGAAAACCAGCCAGUCGGCACUCUUGUCACCACCAUUACAGGGUCCUCCUUGAGAGGAGAACCUUUGUCCUAUUAUAUUGCAAGUGGGAACCUUGGCAGUACAUUCCAAAUCGAUCAAAUAACAGGGCAGGUGUCCAUUAGUCAACCUCUGGAUUUUGAAAAGAUACAAAAAUAUGUUAUAUGGAUAGAGGCCAGGGAUGGAGGCUUCCCUCCUUUAUCCUCUUAUGAGAAACUUGACUUAACAGUCUUAGAUGUCAAUGAUAAUUCCCCUGUUUUUAAGGAAGAUCCAUUCGUAUCUGAAAUAUUGGAAAAUCUUUCUCCUCGCAAAAUACUUACUGUUUCGGCAACGGAUAAGGACAGUGGACCCAAUGGACAGUUAGAUUAUGAAAUUGUUAAUGGCAAUAAAGAACAUAGUUUCGCUAUUAAUCAUGCCACUGGUGAAAUUAGAAGCAUUCGGCCAUUAGACAGGGAAAAAAUAUCACAGUAUGUGCUUACCAUAAAGUCUUCAGACAAAGGCUCCCCUUCUCAGAGUACCUCAGUAAAAGUCAUCAUUAACAUCUUAGAUGAAAAUGAUAACGCCCCUAGGUUUUCUCAGAUAUUCAGUGCCUAUGUUCCUGAAAAUUCCCCUUUAGGAUACACAGUUACACGUGUCACAACUUCUGAUGAAGACAUUGGUAUAAAUGCAAUUAGUAGAUAUUCUAUAACAGACACAAGUCUUCCAUUUACAAUUAAUCCCAGCACAGGAGAUAUUGUGAUUAGUAGACCUUUAAAUAGAGAAGAUACGGACCGUUACAGAAUCCGAGUUUCUGCGCAUGAUUCUGGGUGGACCGUAAGUACAGAUGUCACAAUAUUUGUGACAGACAUCAAUGACAAUGCUCCAAGAUUUAGCAGACCCUCCUAUUACUUGGAUUGCCCUGAGCUUCCUGAAAUUGGCUCCAAAGUGACUCAGGUAUCUGCAACUGAUCCUGAUGAGGGAUCAAAUGGACAAGUGUUUUAUUUUAUAAAAUCUCAGUCAGAAUAUUUCAGGAUUAAUGCCACCACAGGAGAGAUUUUCAAUAAACAGGUCUUAAAAUACCAGAAUGUCAGUGGCUUCAGUAAUGUGAACAUCAACAGACAUAGUUUUAUAGUGACAUCUUCAGAUCGAGGGAAUCCUUCAUUACUUAGUGAGACAACAGUUACCAUCAACACAGUGGACAGUAAUGACAAUGCACCACAAUUCCUUAAACCUAAAUAUUUUACUCCAGUCACCAAAAAUGUUAAAGUUGGUACUAAGUUAAUCAAAGUUACUGCAGUAGAUGAUAGAGAUUUUGGUCUGAAUUCUGAGGUGGAAUAUUUGAUUUCUAAUGAAAAUCAUUUUGGAAAAUUUAAGUUGGACAAUAGUACAGGGUGGAUUUCAGUGGCAUCUUCGCUGAUAUCUGACCUGAAUCAAAACUUUUUGAUCAUUGUCACUGCAAGAGAUAAAGGAAACCCUCCACUUUCAUCCCAAGCCACCGUCCAAAUAAUUGUCACUGAGGAAAACUACCAUACACCUGAAUUCUCUCAAAGUCACAUGAGUGCAACCAUCCCCGAAAGCCAUAGUAUCGGGGCCAUCGUCAGAACUGUUUCUGCAAGAGACAGAGAUGCAGCUAUGAACGGCUUGAUUGGGUACAGUAUUUCUUCAGGAAAUGAAGAAGGCAUUUUUGCAAUCAAUUCCUCCACAGGUAUAUUAACACUAGCCAAAGCUCUUGAUUAUGAGUUAUGCCAGAAACAUGAAAUGACUAUUAGUGCAACAGAUGGAGGAUGGGUUGCAAGAACUGGUUACUGCAGUGUGACUGUAAAUGUGAUUGAUGUGAAUGACAAUUCUCCAGUAUUUUUCCCAGAUGAAUAUUUCCCUACUGUUUUGGAAAAUGCCCCAAGUGGAACAACAGUCAUCCACCUAAAUGCAACGGAUGCUGACUCUGGAACCAAUGCUGUGAUUGCAUACACAUUACAGUCAUCUGACAGUGACCUCUUUGUCAUUGACCCUAACACAGGAGUCAUCACCACUCAAGGUUUCUUGGAUUUUGAGACCAAGCAGAGCUACCAUCUUACUGUGAAAGCCUUCAAUGUCCCUGACGAAGAAAGGUGCAGUUUUGCCACUGUUAAUAUACAAUUAAAAGGGACGAAUGAAUAUGUGCCUCGCUUUGUUUCCAAACUUUACUAUUUCGAAAUCUCAGAAGCAGCUCCUAAAGGUACUAUUGUUGGAGAAGUGUUUGCUAGUGACCGUGAUUUGGGCACUGAUGGGGAAGUACACUAUUUGAUUUUUGGUAACAGCCGAAAGAAGGGUUUCCAGAUCAAUAAGAAGACUGGACAAAUUUAUGUUUCUGGACUUCUUGAUAGGGAAAAAGAAGAAAGGGUAUCUUUGAAGGUGUUGGCCAAGAAUUUUGGCAGCAUCAGGGGUGCAGAUAUCGAUGAGGUCACUGUAAAUGUCACGGUGCUUGAUGCCAAUGACCCACCCAUUUUUAGUUUAAAUAUCUACAGCGUUCAGAUCAGUGAAGGGGUACCAACUGGGACUCAUGUGACAUUUGUCAGUGCCUUUGACUCAGACUCUGUCCCCAGCUGGAGCAGGUUUUCUUACUUCAUUGGAUCAGGGAAUGAAAAUGGUGCCUUUUCCAUUAAUCCACAGACAGGACAGAUCACUGUCACUGCAGAAUUAGAUAGAGAAACCCUACCUAUCUAUAAUCUCACGGUUUUGGCGGUUGAUUCAGGGACCCCCUCAGCUACAGGAAGUGCCUCCCUGUUGGUUACCCUCGAAGAUAUAAAUGAUAAUGGACCUAUGCUGACCAUCAGUGAAGGUGAAGUUAUGGAAAACAAACGCCCAGGAACUCUGGUGAUGACACUUCAGUCCACUGAUCCCGAUCUCCCUCCAAAUCAAGGCCCCUUCACCUAUUACUUGCUGAGCACAGGUCCCGCCACCAAUUAUUUUAGUCUGAACACUGCUGGAGUUCUGAGCACAACCAGAGAGAUUGACAGAGAACAGAUUGCAGACUUCUAUCUGUCCGUGAUUACUAGGGAUUCUGGUGUUCCUCAAAUGUCCUCCACAGGAACCGUGCAUAUCACCGUUAUAGACCAAAAUGAUAAUCCUUCCCAGUCUCGGACCGUGGAGAUAUUUGUUAAUUAUUAUGGCAAUUUGUUUCCUGGUGGGAUUUUAGGUUCUGUGAAGCCACAGGAUCCGGAUGUGUUAGACACCUUCCACUGCUCCCUUACUUCGGGAGUUACAAGCCUGUUCAGUAUUCCAAGGGGUACUUGUGAUCUAAAUUCACAGCCGAGGUCAACAGAUGGCACAUUUGAUCUCACUGUCCUUAGCAAUGAUGGAGUUCACAGCACAGUCACGAGCAAUAUCCGAGUUUUCUUUGCUGGAUUUUCUAAUGCUACAGUGGAUAACAGCAUCCUACUGCGUCUCAGUGUUCCAACAGUAAAGGACUUCUUGACUAACCACUACCUUCAUUUUCUACGCAUUGCCAGCUCCCAACUGACAGGCCUAGGGACCGCUGUGCAACUUUAUGGUGCAUAUGAGGAGAACAAUAAAACGUUUCUUUUAGCAGCUGUGAAGCGGAACAAUAAUCAGUAUGUGAAUCCCAGUGGUGUAGCCACCUUCUUUGAAAGCAUCAAAGAGAUCCUUCUCCGGCAGAGUGGAGUGAAGGUAGAAUCCGUGGAUCAUGACUCAUGUAUUCAUGGCCCAUGUCAGAAUGGAGGGAGCUGUAUAAGAAGACUGGCUGUGAGCUCUGUAUUAAAGAGCCAUGAGAGUCUUCCAGUCAUCAUUGUGGCAAAUGAACCUCUGCAGCCUUUCUUAUGCAAGUGUUUGCCAGGUUAUGCUGGUAGCUGGUGUGAAAUAGAUAUAGAUGAAUGUCUUCCAUCACCUUGCCACAAUGGUGGGACCUGUCACAAUUUAGUAGGAGGAUUUUCCUGCAGCUGCCCAGAUGGCUUCACUGGCAGGGCCUGUGAACGAGAUAUCAAUGAGUGCCUGCCAGGUCCGUGCAAGAAUGGUGCUGUCUGCCAAAAUGUUCCAGGAAGCUUCAACUGCGUUUGCAAAACUGGAUACACAGGAAACAGUAUAACAAAAAUCAUAAAUAUGACUCUUGAUGUUCAGCCAAAUCGAGUCACAGUUGGAGGUAUCAGAUCGCUAGAACCGAUCCUUCAGAGGAGAGGACAUGUGGAAAGCCAUGAUUUUGUUGGGUGUAUAAUGGAAUUUGCAGUCAAUGGAAGGCCUCUGGAACCCAGCCAAGCUUUGGCCGCACAAGGCAUCCUAGAUCAAUGUCCUCGGCUGGAAGGAGCUUGCACUCACAGUCCCUGCCAACAUGGUGGCAUGUGUAUGGACUACUGGUCAUGGCAGCUGUGUCAUUGCAAAGAAGGACUAACUGGGAAAUACUGUGAAAAAUCUAUUACUCCUGACACUGCCUUAUCAUUAGAAGGCAAAGGGCGCUUGGAUUACCACAUGAGUCAGAAUGAGAAGCGGGAAUAUUUGUUAAGACAGAGCAUACGAGGUGCCAUGUUGGAGCCUUUUGGUGUGAACAGUCUGGAAAUAAAAUUCAGAACAAGAAGCGAGAAUGGCAUUUUAAUCCAUAUCCAAGAAAGCAGCAAUUACACUACUGUGAAGAUUAAAAAUGGCAAAGUCCAUUUUACAUCAGAUGCAGGAAUUGCUGGGAAAGUGGAGAGAAAUAUUCCUGAAGUGUAUGUUGCCGAUGGUCACUGGCAUACUCUUCUAAUUGGAAAAAAUGGAACAGCCACAGUACUGUCCAUCGACAGAAUAUAUAACAGAGAUAUCAUCCACCCUACCCAGGAUUUUGGUGGCCUCGAUGUGCUCACUAUAUCUCUUGGAGGAAUUCCACCUAAUCAAGCUCAUCGAGAUUCUCAAACAGGUUUUGACGGCUGCAUUGCUUCUAUGCUGUAUGGUGGCGAAAGUCUUCCUUUCAGUGGGAAGCAUAGCUUGGCCUCCAUCUCUAAGACAGAUCCCUCCGUGAAGAUUGGCUGCCGUGGCCCGAACAUUUGUGCCAGCAACCCCUGCUGGGGCGACUUGCUGUGCAUUAAUCAGUGGUACGCCUACAAGUGCGUUCCUCCUGGAGACUGCGCCUCGCACCCAUGCCAGAAUGGGGGCAGCUGCGAGCCAGGCCUGCACUCUGGCUUCACCUGUAACUGCCCGGAGUCGCACACUGGGAGGACCUGUGAGACGGUGGUGGCCUGCCUCGGUGUCCUCUGUCCUCAGGGGAGAGUGUGCAAAGCUGGAAGUCCUGGAGGCCAUGUCUGUGUUCUGAGCCAGGGUCCUGAAGAGAUCUCCCUGCCUUUGUGGGCCGUGCCUGCCAUCGUGGGCAGCUGCGCCACCGUCCUGGCCCUCCUGGUCCUCAGCCUGAUUCUGUGUAACCAGUGCAGGGGGAAGAAGACCAAAAGCCCCAAAGAGGAGAAGAAACCGAAGGAGAAGAAGAAGAAGGGAAGUGAGAAUGUUGCUUUUGAUGACCCAGACAAUAUCCCCCCCUACGGGGACGAUAUGACUGUGAGGAAGCAGCCUGAGGGGAACCCGAAGCCAGACAUCAUUGAGCGGGAGAACCCCUACCUCAUCUACGAUGAGACUGACCUUCCCCACAGCUCAGAAACCAUCCCCAGCGCCCCCUUGGCUUCUCCAGAGCAAGAGAUAGAGCAUUACGACAUCGAUAACGCCAGCAGCAUCGCCCCUUCUGACGCGGACAUCAUCCAACACUACAAGCAGUUCCGCAGCCACACGCCUAAAUUUUCUAUCCAGAGGCACAGUCCCCUAGGUUUUGCGAGGCAGUCCCCCAUGCCCCUAGGAGCGAGCAGUUUGACUUACCAGCCUUCCUAUGGUCAGGGCUUGAGAACCAGCUCCCUGAGCCACUCCGCUUGCCCAACGCCCAACCCCCUGUCUCGCCACAGCCCAGCCCCGUUCUCGAAGUCCUCUACUUUCUACAGGAACAGCCCGGCCAGGGAAUUGCAUCUGCCAAUAAGAGAUGGAAAUACUUUGGAAAUGCAUGGUGAUGCCUGCCAACCUGGCAUUUUCAACUACUCCACGAGGCUGGGAAGGAGAAGUAAGAGUCCUCAGGCCAUGGCCUCGCAUGGCUCUAGGCCGGGGAGUCGCUUAAAGCAGCCAAUUGGGCAGAUUCCUCUUGAAUCUUCUCCUCCGGUAGGACUGUCAAUUGAAGAGGUGGAGAGGCUAAACACCCCUCGCCCUAGAAACCCAAGUAUCUGCAGUGCAGAUCAUGGAAGGUCUUCUUCAGAAGAGGACUGCAGAAGGCCGUUGUCCAGAACAAGGAACCCAGCAGAUGGCAUCCCAGCUCCAGAAUCUUCUUCUGACAGUGACUCACAUGAGUCUUUCACUUGCUCAGAGAUGGAAUAUGACAGGGAAAAGCCAAUGGUGUAUACUUCCAGGAUGCCCAAAUUAUCUCAAGUCAAUGAAUCUGACGCAGAUGAUGAAGAUAAUUAUGGAGCCAGACUGAAGCCUAGAAGAUACCAUGGCCGCAGGGCUGAGGGAGGACCUGGGGGCACACAGGCAGCAGCACCAGGGGUUGCUGACAACACACUGCCCUUGAGGCUUGGGCAGCAAGCAGGGAAUUUCAACUGGGACAACCUUUUGAACUGGGGCCCUGGCUUCGGCCAUUAUGUAGACGUUUUUAAAGAUUUGGCAUCUCUCCCAGAAAAAGCAGCAGCAAACGAAGAAGGCAAGAAUGGGACAACGAAGCCGGUCCCCAAAGAUGGGGAAGCAGAGCAGUAUGUGUGAACUUUAUGUACUGGCAUUAUAAAAAUCGAAAAACAAGGGACACUCAAACCUUUGUGAGGUUGCCGACUAAGGAGGGUCCCGUUUGCAAAACAGGCCAGUAUGGACUGGUGUUUGGAGGGAAACUUUAAAAAAUAAUAACCACAAUGCUGCUGAAACAGACUCAACGCAAGUCUUUAAUUUAAAUAUGCUUGGUUGAAUUUAUUUUCCUGCAUGCAUUGUAUUUUGUAACUAGUUAUGUGGCAUGCAGCCUUUGGAAAGUUUUCUCUUAUUUACCAAUGUUUGAUUUGUGAUUUUUUAAAAAUCAAUUACCGUUGCCAUUGCAGAAAUGAAUUUGUGCUCUCUCAGUGGGGUAUGUGUAUCGUUUCCAUUGUAUUAUCAUUGUUAUGUUUUGCAUUGCAAGAUCCUUGAGGUUUAAGCAAUCCUUGUAAAGUGUAGAAAGGGCCCUCCUAUCCUUGAAUGAAAGACUAAGUAUUAACACUUCAGAAUUAUAGAUUCCAUAUUCGAUGUUGCUCAGAAAUGUCUGAUAUUUGAGUUAAGUUUUACAUGACAGUGGGUACUAAAGUUAAGUCAUUUUGUUCAGCACUUUAGAACUUUCCUACAAAAUCGUGUUAAAACUUCUGAAUCUUUUUUUUUUUUUUUUUU